Molecule: messenger RNA, 1528 nt
Organism: Camelina sativa (false flax)
Lineage: Eukaryota; Viridiplantae; Streptophyta; Magnoliopsida; Brassicales; Brassicaceae
Source: RefSeq, a predicted model, not a curated record
GAUAUCGUACCAGAUGGAGCCCGAUCUUUACCCCCGUCCCAGAUGGCUCUCCUGAAAUUCUUUUCAAUCUAUAUACCCAUAUAUCUGUAAUUUACGUUUUGUAUCUCCAUGAGAAUAGAAGAUAUCAUCUAUUUCACCAUUGCUAUAGGUUUAAUUGGUUUACUAUUUGAUUAACCGAGUGACGAAGUUUACAAACCAAAAUAAACCUGAUUUCGACCCGAUUAAAACCUGAUUUUGACCCGAUUAGAAACAUAACCCUCAACCGAGAAAUCCCUAAAAUCACAUUUUAACCUCUUUUUUGUUUUCUCUCGCGACGAACCCUAGAAAAUCAAAUUUCACCAUCGAUUUCUCAAAUUGAAUCGAUGGAUUUAAUAAUCCGAUCUGGUUUUGGGCAACAAGAUGGUAUUGGGCAAAGAGAUGGUGUUGGAGAACGAGAGUACGAUGAAGAAGGAGAGGAUCGAGAUGAAUUUCACGUCGAUAUGCUUGCUCAGGAAUUUACCGAUGCUGAAGAGUCGAUUCGUCAUGAUACGUACCCAGAAAGUGACGACGAGGAAGAAGGUCGUGGUCGUGGUGCGGGUCGUGGUCGUGGUGCGGGUCCAGAGAGGGUGUUUACGGAUAUCGGACGUGGUGAUGGAACUUUGUGGAAAGACCAAUCCUUCUACAAUGGGGUCGCAUUCAAGGAGAGUGUCUUGGACUAUGCACUACAUACUGGUUACAAUUUGAAGCAAUACAGGUAUGACAAAGAUAAACUCGGGUUUAGAUGUGUUGGGGAUAAGGGCAAUUGUGAGUGGAAAGUGUUUGCUGCACUUCUUCCAAACGCAUCUUUGUGGAAGAUUACGAAAUACAUUGAUAAGCAUUGUUGUACCCCCAAUGGCGAGUGUGAGAUGUUUAAGGUCCCAGUCAUAGCUAGAAUUUUUCUCGAUAAGAUUAGAGAGGAACCGGAUCAUUACAAGCCUUUGAGGAUUGAACAGAUUAUCAUGGAAAGGUGGAAGAUAUCCGCUACUAGGCCACAAUGUCAAGCUGCUCGGAGAAAGGCUUUGGGAUGGAUAGAGUAUGAGUAUGAACAACAGUUUGCACGACUGCGAGAUUACCAAGCUGAGAUCUUGGAAGCAAAUCCAGGGGUGGUGGAGGACUAUCUCAAGGUGGUGGAGGACUUUCACAAGCCUGAAUAUUGAAGAUUAUGGUAGUAGGGGUCUGUUUUUUGGUUUAAGAGACUAGUUGGAUCUGUAUUUUGGUCGAAUAGACUAGUAGGGUUAUGUUUUUGGUCUGUGAUCAUGUUGAGAACAUGAUUUCAAAACGUUAUCAUUCUGCUUGUUUUCAGAACAUGUGUUCAUCAUGUUCUGCCUUUUAUGAAAUGUGGAAUGUCUUAUCUUAUUAAAUGCAAUAGCAACACCAACAGGAGUUCACACUCAACACCAAAACAAACAAGAGCAUAAAGCAGAGCAUACAACCGAACAACAAUAGAUUACAACCGAACAAUAGUUUACAAUAGCUCAUCAUACAAGCUUAAACAGAGCAAACAAGAUCA